AUGAACUUUCUUUCGUCAAAUGAUAUUAAUAACCAUCUCGAAUAGUAUGAUAGUUUGAAGAUAAAGUAACUGACAUUCCAUGGUAUUGAAAAUGAUCCAGCUAAGAUUAAGAAUGAUGCUAAUAAGCUAGAAGCACUUAAAAAGGAGAUAAAGAAAAAGGAACAAUAAAUUCUAGAAAUUAAACUCGAAUUGAAAUGA
Molecule: messenger RNA, 198 nt
Organism: Stylonychia lemnae
Lineage: Eukaryota; Ciliophora; Spirotrichea; Sporadotrichida; Oxytrichidae
Source: the annotation of a GenBank genome assembly